This is a messenger RNA of Dunckerocampus dactyliophorus (ringed pipefish), 3700 nucleotides long. RefSeq names its product hydrogen voltage-gated channel 1 (gene hvcn1). NCBI's taxonomy places the organism in Eukaryota, Metazoa, Chordata, Actinopteri, Syngnathiformes, Syngnathidae. The transcript has 7 exons. Gene Ontology annotation, biological process: proton transmembrane transport. Gene Ontology annotation, molecular function: voltage-gated proton channel activity. Gene Ontology annotation, cellular component: plasma membrane. The coding region runs from base 509 to 1177 and encodes 222 amino acids. The record is from RefSeq and is a predicted model, not a curated record.
CCCAUCUGGCAGUGUGUAAUGUAAUGUAUGUGUGUGUGUGUGUGUGUGUGUGUGAAAUUUUUUUUUUUGCCAUGAAAGCUUAUACUUGUAUAAAAGCCAUUUAACAAUUGUAAUGAUUUAACAAGGUGUGAACUAUUUGAAUUCAUCCCUUCUUACUAUAGUUCUUCAAUCAGGUCAUAGAAAACAAGGUAGGAGAAAAUGUAGUUUGGACAAAAUGGAUCUGAAAAACGUAGUAAAUACCCCCACUUCGGACAGCCUGCUGGAAAAGACGAAAUAUGGACGUAAAAACGCAUUCCAUGACGAAAGAACCCUUUUUUGAGGAAGGAAGGAAGGAAGUGAGGACGUAAGAAAGUGAGGACGUAAGGAGUUAUCGUAGAUGUUUAAAAAAAAAAAAUGUUUUCAUUUUGGAUAGAAAGUGUUUUCUUCACUCAGGAGCGUCUUCUUCACCUUGUGGAUUAAGCGUUGAUUGGAGACCAUCUACAUACUAGCUAACCUUCAGAGUACUGUCAUGGCUCGGUAUUUGAGGUAUUUCACCACAGUUGGUGAUGAGCAGCCUGGACAGUGGCAGGAUGAAGAACUGCACACCUUCUCUGAUGACCUGGAACCUGCUACAGAAACUUUAACCUUCAGAGAUUCCCUGAAAAGACUCUACACCUCUGACCGCUUCCAGGUGUUGGUGGUGUGUUUGGUUGUCUUGGAUGCCAUUUUUGUCCUGGCAGAACUUCUCAUAGAUUUGGCAAUUAUCCAAGUGGAACAUGGACACGUUGCACCUGAGGUGUUUCACUACCUGAGCCUGGCACUUCUCACGUUCUUCAUGGUGGAACUUGCUGGCAAGCUGUACGCGUAUCGCCUGGAGUUCUUCCAACACAAGUUUGAGGUGUUCGAUGCUUUGGUGGUGGUGCUGUCUUUUGUACUGGACAUAGUCUUCCUCUUCCAUGAUGAUGUCUUUGACGGAAUGGGCCUACUCAUCCUGCUGCGUCUCUGGAGGGUGGCUAGAAUCAUCAACGGGAUUCUCGUGUCGGUAAAAACCCGUGCAGACCAGAAGAUACACAAGCUGAAGGGGAGUUACGACCAUCUUGUCCAAAGAAUCACAGAACUCCAACAGCAAGUUGAUCAACUUCAACAAGACAACCAGAAGCUUCAAGCCCUCCUCAAGCGCCACGCAAUCGACUUCUGACUGCCAUUCUUCUCACAUGCGAUUCAUGUCCUUCAGCUUUCUCUACUAUUUUGUUCUAUCAAGCAGUAUUUCUCAAUCGUCUCUUUAAAAUUCCUAUUUUCAGUUGUCCAAUUAUUUUCCUGUACUUGCUUUAUGGUGUUAUUAGUUAUGUAAACAAACAAUACUACGUACCAUUUUGUUAACUCGUAACUCAGGGGGUGUACAAACCUUUUCCACGAAAGGAUGGGGGAAGCACUUUGCUACAUUUUGCACAUUCAGGCUAAAAGCAGUCCAAUGUAGGUCAAUGUAUGCUAAACUAUCUGAAAGCAUCCACAUCUUAGCUUUGUCUUGUCGCUGGCUGCUUGCUUGUUUUCCACAUUCAAGUGCUUGUGCUUUGAGUUGCCUUCACUUUUUAUAAAAUUACAUUGGUUGACCUUGUAUAGCACACGCACACACCGUUGCCAUGGCAACAUGGACCGAAUGCCACGAGGGUGUGCCUGCCCCCCGCCCCCGUGCUGGGGUCCCUCGGGUUUAAAAAGGUGAAAUAAACUUACAAAGAUGGUUAGUGAGUCACACAAAAGGGAAGAAGAAGUCGACGGGCAGCUUGGCGUUGAUGGUGGGCAUGGCUCUGUAACCAGGAAGAGCAGCAGCAGAAACUUCUGUGAAGGUCACCGAGCUCCUAAUGAACACAGCGUUUGCGCCUGUGCUCGGCAGAACCUGUGAGAAGCACCGGACACACAACACAUGGACGUGCACUCGCAUUUGGAAUAUGUGCCGACACAGCUUUCCCUAGGUUUACAGCUCCACGCGCACUCAUUUCAUUUGCUUUUCUAUAUAUGAGAUGAGAACACAAGUCAUUUAAUGAUACUUGCAUACAGAACAUGUCUGUACCUCGGUUAGCGUGUUUUUCAGUUAAUGUAAAAAAAAAAUGUACGGCAAAAUUUGGGAUUUACAUUGUUUCUUAUGGGAACAACGUAUUCGGCUCGAGUCAGACCUUCUGGACCGAUUGAAUGACUGCUCCCCAAACAUUCCACUGUACAUUGAUGUUCUAAAACUAACUAAAUAGUCUUUUUAUCUUAUUGACAUGUCAACAUGUCGUUUGUGUCUCUACAUGCUCAUGUUUACAAUUUAUCGUCUGCUCCCUGUAUCGUGUGUGGAGGGAUUAUUAAAUGACACGUCUUUAUUUUGACUUUGUGGAUUAUUUUGGAGUCUUUCUAUGAUAAAAGUUUGUGAACUGUAACUGUGGAGGAGCGACUGCAAUCCAGUCCAAGUGUUUGUAUCCGUAUAGUCAUUAUUUUGGUGCAAUGACCACAAUUCCCCUUAUUUUCCAGAAAAAAAGGUAUGUGGAGGAGUGAUCACAUUCCAGAUGCGCGUGUGUGCGCACGUGUAGCCCCGUCCAUAGAAGCUGUAAACCUAAGACAAACGCCGCUUUAUACUGAGUGUGUGUUCUCUGCUGUCUUGUGUCUCACUGAAAUAGCCUGCUUGUUAGCCAGUUAACUGAACGGUUACUCACCAGACUGCUGGUAUUAGUUUGGAUAACUUGUUUGACGCUCACAAUUUGAGCUUGGGGAUUCCACAAGCGUCCAUAUUUAGUCCACUCGAUCUGUAAGUCAAAUGACAACGGGAUACUGCAAGCCUGUGAAUCCUGCAAACGAAAACAUGAAAUAUAUAUAUCAAGUUUGUAUAGUUUUGUGUGUGUCUUUUAUAUACUGUACAGUUCUGUGGAAAGGUUUUGGGCCCCUAAGGGUGGACCAUUCGGACCCUGAUAGACUCUAUUCGAUUUCCCGCCCUCUCUUGACCCCCUCACACAGAAAUGGUUAAAAAUAAGUAUAACAUGGGAACUUAAAAAGUGUGUGCUUACCGUGGGAUGAUUGGUGUGCUGGAUGGGCACCCAGUCGAGGGAAUUGUCCAAUGGAGAGUUUCCGAACGCAGCAACAAAAUGGGAAUAGUUCUGCCCUUGCAGGACAUCAAGGAUGAUUUGGGAAACAAGGGAGCAGUUGGUUACAUCCUUCAGUCUGCAGAAGAGCACACAUCCAAUAACACACCGAGCAUGUGCUGUAUAUAUCUUUAUGCCGCAAUAUCCUGCCUCAAUGUGCAGCCAGAAGUUAAUGCCACGCCAAACAGGACGGGAGAGCGCUGCUGUGGACCGCUCAUACAAUCGUGGUUUGCGGAACUCUGGUGAAUAGACAGCGUGUCUCCAAGGUGUCUCACAAUUCCUGUAGGGGCAGCUGUUAAGAACAACACACUGUUUUUACCUACAACGGUAACACUGCUCGUGCAUGGGAAGGAUAUUCAGAAGUUGCUCGGGCAGACAAAAGCGGACGUCCCACCACAUAACCUGGAUGUCCACUGUUCUGCACCGGCACACUCUCAUUCUUCUCCUAUUGGAAGACACAAGACAGCAGGCAACUGGUAUUACCACAUGAACUAUAGAAUCAUCUCACCUCCACAGAUGUCGUACUUUUGUUUGGACAAAUAUAACAAUGACCACAAAAAUAGCUCGUAAGAGUUACAUUUUUGCCAGUACAAUGCUAUAACUUUUCA